Leptonychotes weddellii (Weddell seal) is the source of this 5135-nucleotide messenger RNA. Lineage: Eukaryota; Metazoa; Chordata; Mammalia; Carnivora; Phocidae. The record is from RefSeq and is a predicted model, not a curated record.
AGGUGAAUUUACACGGUGUGACCGGCCUUGGCUUGAAGCAGGCCCUGGAGUUUGCAUACACGGGCCAGAUUUUGUUGGAGCCGGGCGUGAUCCAGGAUGUGCUAGCUGCUGGCAGUCACCUACAGCUGUUGGAGCUUCUCAAUUUAUGUUCCCACUAUCUCAUCCAGGAGGUUCUGAAGAGCGAUCGCCUGACCUCCCUGAGUGAAGAGCAGAUCUGGCAGCUAGCCGUGAGGUGGUUGGAACACAACUGCCAUUACCAGUACAUGGAUGAGCUCCUGCAGUAUAUCCGCUUUGGCCUGAUGGACGUGGACACUCUGCAUACAGUUGCCCUGUCCCACCCCCUCGUCCAGGCAAGUGAAACUGCAACAGCUCUUGUCAAUGAGGCCCUGGAAUACCACCAGAGCAUCUAUGCGCAGCCCGUUUGGCAAACUCGCAGGACCAAACCGCGGUUCCAGUCAGACACUCUGUAUAUCAUUGGCGGGAAAAAGCGUGAGGUCUGUAAAGUCAAGGAACUUCGGUACUUCAACCCCGUUGACCAGGAGAAUGCUCUCAUAGCUGCCAUUGCCAACUGGAGUGAGCUGGCUCCCAUGCCCGUGGGAAGGAGCCACCACUGUGUGGCAGUCAUGGGGGACUUUCUGUUUGUAGCAGGCGGAGAAGUUGAGCAUGCUAGUGGCCGGACGUGUGCCGUGAGGACUGCCUGCCGCUAUGACCCCCGUAGUAAUUCCUGGGCCGAGAUAGCACCCAUGAAAAACUGCCGGGAGCAUUUUGUGCUGGGUGCCAUGGAUGAAUACCUCUAUGCGGUUGGGGGUAGAAAUGAACUGCGCCAGGUUCUGCCUACAGUUGAGCGAUAUUGCCCCAAGAAGAACAAAUGGACUUUUGUGCAGUCCUUUGACCGAUCCCUUUCAUGUCAUGCUGGAUAUGUGGCUGAUGGUCUUCUUUGGAUAUCAGGUGGAGUAACUAACACAGCACAAUAUCAGAACAGACUAAUGGUAUAUGAACCUAACCAGAAUAAAUGGAUAAGCCGCAGUCCCAUGCUGCAGAGAAGGGUCUACCAUUCCAUGGCUGCUGUUCAAAGAAAGCUUUAUGUUCUUGGAGGCAACGACUUGGACUACAAUAACGACCGGAUCCUUGUGCGCCAUAUAGAUUCUUAUAACAUAGACACUGACCAGUGGACGCGUUGUAAUUUCAGCCUGUUGACUGGCCAAAAUGAAUCUGGAGUUGCUGUCCAUAAUGAGAGAAUAUAUUUAGUUGGUGGAUAUUCGAUUUGGACAAAUGAGCCUCUGGCUUGUAUCCAGGUAGUGGAUGUAAGUAGAGAAGGCAAAGAAGAAGUAUUCUAUGGGCCUACACUCCCUUUUGCUUCCAAUGGAAUAGCUGCAUGCUUUCUUCCAGCUCCCUAUUUCACAUGCCCUAACCUUCAGACUCUUCAAGUGCCUCAUCACAGAAUCGGGACCAUCUGAAAGGCAAUGCUUUGUUAAUAACUAUCAUGAACAGAAGGGAAAGAAAAGCUUCACUUUUGGAUACUGGGCAUGAAAAGACUCAGUGGUCAAUGCUUCCUUGUUUUGUAUGUCUUAUAUUCAGAUAAACAUUAGCAAAAAACGAACAGUUUUCUAAAAUACAUUACUGAAAACUCCUGUCACCUUUCUCUUUGUGUGUCAAUAUACAAUAUAUAGGACUUUUACUGUGGUGUAGCUUAGUACCAACUUAAUGGUCCCUAAUUGUUCCAUGGGUCUUUAGAGUCUUCUUGUAUACUUUUUCUAAAUCAGUGCUGUCUAGGAAAACAGGACAAUGUUAGUAAGGAAUUUAUUUCACAAGUACUGUCGUCAAUGGUCUUUAAAAAAAAUAUUCAGUAGUUAAUUCCAUUACUACUUAAACCUGGGUUUGUAAUUUUUCUUUUAAAAAUUUAACAUGCCACCCCACUCGGUAUAGACUCAGCAUUAUGACAUUAUAAAAUUUUCAAUGCCAUAUUUUAUUCAAGGUAAUACAAAUAAUAGAAGUACACCAGAAGAGCAGUUAGAAUACCCAUAUUUUUUGGCUUGGUUAAUCUGUGACCCUGUGUUAGGUGCUUACCUUUCAGUACUUGUUUUCCCACUAAUUUUUAAGGAGUAUAAUUAUUGGUUUCCAUAUUAAUUCAGAAGAAUUUUGUGAAAAUUAGGCAAAUGCUAAGUACUUUGCUUAAGAAGAAAAAAGUUACUCAAAUUACAAGGUAUUUUACUGUGUUUAAGAACCUUGUAACUGAAAGGGAGGUUAUUUUUGAAAUUAAAUAAUUACUAAAUAGAACUUGAAACACAUACUAUGGGAUAAAUGAUUCUGAAAAGCAUGUGAAAGAUAUGCUAAUUAGGAAAAGGGGAGUUUACCAAAGCCAAAGAUUCCCAAGUCUGUACAAAUUCUUGCUUCAAAUAAUUUAAACCUCUCGUUUAAACUCAUUUAGUGAAAAAUGACAUUUAAGCUCAAGAAAAAUUAGUGGUACUAAUUUUGGCACCAUAAAGUGCUCUGACAUAAAUCUGAACCUAGACUUAGUAAUUCUAAUAAAAGUUUUUUCCACUUUGUUAAAGGUUAUGUCAAUCUUGAGCACUUGUGGGAUUCUUUUCCACCACCAAUACAUAUUUUAUUAUUACAAACUUUUAAUAAUGCAUAAGAAUUCUUAUAUAGGUGAGAUUUUUGGAUUUGCUUUGUCUAUAGCAAAAAAAUAUAUAUAAAAUAAAAAUCACAUUUGAACAUAAAUUCAAGAAGUGUAACAUGAGUUUUUCCCUUUUCUGAAUCUUGUUAGGAUCUAAGUCACCUUUACUAAAAGGGAGACUAUACACUUUUUUUCCUUCAGCAUAGUUUAAUUAUUCAGCAAUCUUUAUUUUAUAGGAAACUGUCAUUUUAUUCAUGGAACCACUUUCAGUAAUCAGAAGUGAAUAAAAACAUAAACCCUUUUUAAUCCUAAAUACAAAAUUCACUAACUUUAUACACUGUUAUACCUAACAAUUUUAAUUUCCAAAUAAUCUGGUUAUUCAGAUUAAAGAACAGGAGGAGAGACGGAGGUAAGGAAAAAAAUAAAAAACCUCCCAGAGAUUUAGCCAAAAAAAUCUUAAUUUUACAGUUCUGAAAAGUGCAAAUUGAUACUGAUCAUUGAUAUCAAAGAAAGAGUCUCUUUAAAGGGUAUAAAUCAUGUAAACUAAACAUUUUAAAUGCCUUACCAAGUCAAGAAAAUGACUCCAGUAUUUGAGAUAGCUUUCAACAAGAACCUAAGCAAGAAGUAUCAGAUUUACUAAAAUUUCUACUUGACAAAUGAAUUUACUUCCAGCUGUUUUUACCUUAUAAAAACCAUUACACUUGUAAUCCCAGAUCCUAUAUCCAAUGAAUGAAAGGGAAAUGGUCUAAAAAUAAGCUUGCCUGACUGAUCAUGAAAAGGCAACCUGAGAUUACUGAUAUUUUCUAUAUAGAUUUCUAAGUAUUCAUUUAAAACAAAUUGGCAUAUUAGCAAACCCCUUCUUGGUGAUAAUGUGUUAUUCACUAAUAUUACAGAACUGAACUCAGAAAAUUUUAGUUUUUGAAAACCUCUUUUAUGCUGUAGCCAGAGAAUAGAAUCCAAAGUGCAACAUUCCUCUCCAAGGAAAAAUAAAAUACAGAACACUUAUGAUUAGAUCAUUUUCCUGAAAUUAAUAAGAGCUAAUAAACAUUCUAGAAAGCUAUGUUUGGUCAUAUAAACCAAAUUCCAUUGAAACUAUUCAAAUAUAUAUUUUCCAUUUAAGUGGGCUAUCCUAUAGUAAUUCAUCUUCCAUUUUUACUCUUUAAAAUUAUAGACCGUAUCUAAUUUGAAUUUCCAUUGGAAGAUCAUGAAACUUCUAACACCUUAGACAGCACUUCAAGAGUUGACUUUAUAAGAGAAGACACAGCACCACAUAGAUAAUAGCAGAAUGUUCCUUAGUGUAGGAGGAAAAGCCAGCAAAACCUUAAUCUCGAAAACAAUGUCUUUGUAAAGUGAAAUGAAAUUCCUUAGAUCCUUCAUAACAAAAUACCUAUUAGGUUAUGAUUAGGACAUUUUUCCUGCUUUUUCGCUUCAUAUUUUCCUCACAGUUUAACCACAUGUAUAUUGUAUCCCUUUCAGCUAUUGUAAUAACUGAAAAACUUUCUAUUGUUUUACCCCAGAGUAUAAAAACAGGAAUAAGAUAGAUAGAAAUAUUCCUCCAGGUAACAUGGUUCACUUUUAUUUUGGUUUUCAAAUAGUCAAUCUGUCAUAAAGGAAGUGGAAUAAUCAUGGAUGCAGUGUAAAUUAUAUACAUUAAAAAAUUAUAUAUUAUAGGCAUAAUUAUAAACAUGAAUAUAUAAUAACGCCCAGAAUUUUUCUGAAAGCACAAUUCACAAAUGCAAUAAGUUGAAUAACUAUUAGCACACCAAAAACUUUAAUAAGCAUAUUAUUCAGUUCUAAUCAUGAGGUACUUACUUUGGUAACCUUAGCAAUAUAGAUUAUCACAGAAUCAAAACACAAAUCUUAUUAAAUAUGUGAAAAAUAUGCUAACUUUGCUAGCUUCCCAAACCAACUGUUUUAAGCAAAGCAUGGUAUUUAUAUUGGCAUACUAUACACUUGACUGACAAGGCAGUAUUUUUAACCCUAGAAGGAGUAGGCAGGAGAUCAGUUUUUGGAAAAUGUAAGGUUUACAUAAAGUCUAUAGGAUUUAGGGAAGACAGGUUUCCUAGAGGCUUUUCCCAAUUGCAGAAGCUUGUCAAGUUUUUAUAUAACAGAUAAUCUUAACAAAGGGGAAGUAAAAAUAAAAACUGUCAAAGGUUCUGUUAAAGUACAUGUAAUUCUUUAAGAAGAAAGUACUUUUAAAAAUUUGUGAUGAAGCAUGGAAGAAGAUAAUGGGUAAAGAACACACAAUCUACAGAUACAUAUUUUUUUAUAUAUAUAGAUGCCCAGCUAGUAAAAGUCAAAUAUGCUUAAGAAAAAAUAUGCUAGGUUUAGAUAAAGAUAUAAAAGUUUUAAAGUAUGAAACUCUUCUAAUGCAAAUGAAUUCAAUACUGGAUGAUUUUUGUACAAAGAUCAUAUUCCAUGUUUUUUACUCCCCCAUGAAAACCUAAUUAAAUGUUCAAUUAAAAUUUAAAUCAUAACCAACCAAAUCUGAAUGUCUAAUAAAGUCCUUCUAUCACCC